AGCUAAGCUAAGCUUUUGAGUCACUAAAUUGUACAGCUCUAAAAGAAGAAAAAAAACAAAGAAAAAUUAUAAAGCUAAAGGAGACAUAAUAUAAACAGUUUGGUGUUUUGUUUGUUUGUAUUAUUAUCUCUCUUAGUUUUCUUCUCCCUUAGAUAGAUAUUAAAGAAAAUGUCCCAUAACCAAACAAAAGCAUAAAACUUUCAUUCACAGAGAGACAGAGGAGCACACUGUUAUGGAUUAUAAUCCACAAGCCUUCUCUCAAUCUCAUACUAGGCCUCCUCGGAAUUUACCUCUGCUCCGGCCACUUAAACCCUUUUUCCGGCGGUUAUUUUCAGUUCCGGCUAUCUAAAAAUCCAAUCUUUCAGACCAAGCUUAGCUUAUAAUAAAUCAAAGAAUUUUUGAACCUCAAACCAAACACUUGGUGGGAAAUUUGGAUAUUUUAGGCUUUGAGCUAAUGGGGCAUUUUUCAUCCAUGUUCAAUGGCUUGGCGAGGUCGUUUUCGCUCAAGAAAGGAAGGAACUCGGAGAACAAUCAUGGCGGAAGAGAGGCUGCAGAUGCUAUGGCUAAGGAUGCAAAGAAGAAUGACUUGAUUUUACGCACUUCGGGUACUGUAAAUGCUAUUGGUUCUAACAACUUUGCCUCAGUUUUCACUAAGAGAGGCCAGAAAGGAGUGAACCAAGAUUGCUGCAUUGUGUGGGAGGAAUUUGGGUGCCAAGAAGACAUGAUGUUUUGUGGGAUUUUUGAUGGUCAUGGUCCUUGGGGCCAUUUUGUGGCCAAAACAGUUAGAGAAUCAAUGCCACCUUCUUUGUUAUGCAAUUGGCAAGAGGAACUCUCUCGAAUGUCUCUUGACCCGAAUUUGGACUUGGAAUCAGAUAAAAAGAAUCAGUGGUUCAACAUAUGGAAACACUCUUACUUGAAAACUUGUUCAACUAUAGAUCAAGAACUCGAGCACCAUCGAAAACUCGACUCGUAUUUCAGUGGAACAACAGCUCUUAGUAUUGUCAGACAGGGUGAAUCUAUUGUCAUUGCGAAUGUUGGCGAUUCUCGAGCUGUAUUGGCUACAACUUCCGAUGAUGGAAACUUGGAAUCUGUUCAGCUCACUGUUGAUUUCAAGCCCAAUUUACCUCAGGAGGUUGAGCGUAUAACUCAAUGCAAUGGGCGAGUUUUUUGUCUAGACGACGAGCCAGGCGUGCAUCGUGUGUGGAUGCCAGACCAAGAAUCGCCGGGUUUGGCCAUGUCUAGAGCCUUUGGAGAUUACUGUGUUAAAGAUUAUGGACUCAUUUCUGUACCUGAAGUUACACAUAGAAAUUUAAGUAGUAGAGAUCAGUUUGUGGUUUUGGCAACUGAUGGGGUUUGGGAUGUUGUUUCCAAUCAAGAAGCCGUGGAGAUUGUAUCGUCAGCAACAGACCGAUCGAAAGCAGCUAAGUCUCUAGUUGAGUGUGCGGUUCGGGCAUGGAAACGCAAAAGGAAAGGCUAUGCCAUAGAUGACAUCUCAGCAAUAUGCCUCUUCUUCCACUCUCCCCCAUUGUCUCAGCUAAUUCACCCUAUUAGCACCUCUAAAUAGAAGAAAGGACAUGAAAAACUAAAGAAAGCAAAAAAGAAAAAUGGAUGUUCAUUGUUUCAUCAUGUUAAAAAUGUACCCUUGAUUUGAUUUAAUCAAGAAAUUGUUCAUCUCUUUUGCUCAUCAAGUUCAUACUAGACUGUAAAAUUGUUCAGCAAGUACAUAUUAGCCUUUUCCUUUUCUUUGUUGGUCUCUUAAACAAUUGUUUAAUCUAAAAUGUUUUAUGAAAUUGAAGAUCAAUUAAAAUUUUCUAA
Molecule: messenger RNA, 1815 nt
Organism: Cannabis sativa
Lineage: Eukaryota; Viridiplantae; Streptophyta; Magnoliopsida; Rosales; Cannabaceae
Product: probable protein phosphatase 2C 34
Exons: 6
Coding region: 455-1564 (369 amino acids)
Biological process (GO): protein dephosphorylation
Molecular function (GO): protein serine/threonine phosphatase activity
Source: RefSeq, a predicted model, not a curated record